AUGAGGUGGUUUGGGGUCCUCGGGCUGGUGGCCCUUUCAGAAUGCUUAGUCACAAUCCCUCUGACAAGGAUCAAGUCCAUGCGAGAAAACCUCAGGGAGAAAGACAAGCUUCGCGAUUACCUUGAGAAGCAUCCUUACAACCUGGCCUACAAGUUUGGGGACUCUGCAGAUGUGGACCAGGGGAUAUAUUACGAACCCAUGAGGAACUACCUGGAUCUGGCCUACGUCGGCACCAUCAGCAUUGGAACGCCCCCACAGGAGUUCAAGGUCAUCUUUGACACAGGCUCGACGGACUUGUGGGUGCCCUCCAUCUACUGCACCAGCCCUGCCUGCUCUAAUCACAAUGUCUUCAACCCUCUGCUGUCCUCCACCUUCCGGGCCUUGGGAAAGCCCAUCCACAUCCAGUACGGCACUGGGAUGAUGUCAGGAUUUCUUGCUUAUGACAACGUUCAGUUCGGGGGCCUCGUUGAUGAAUCCCAGGGAUUUGGCCUGAGCCUGAAGGAACCCGGCAGGUUCAUGGAAUAUGCAGUCUUUGACGGCAUCCUGGGCCUGGGCUACCCCAGCCUUGGCCUCGGAGGGAUCACCCCCGUCUUCGACAACCUGUGGAAACAAGGUCUCAUUUCUGAGGAGCUCUUCGCCUUCUACUUGAGCAAAAAGGAGGAAGAGGGCAGCAUGGUGAUGUUCGGCGGUGUGGACCACUCCUACUACAGUGGAGACCUCAACUGGGUGCCCGUCUCCAGACCCCUCUACUGGCAGUUAACCAUGGACAGCAUCUCCAUGAACGGGAAGGUUAUUGCUUGUGAUGGUGGCUGUGAGGCCAUUAUUGACACUGGAACCUCGUUGCUGAUCGGCCCACCUGACGUUGUCUUCAACAUCCAGAAGAUCAUUGAUGCCAAGCAGUCCUACAGUGGCGAGUACAUGAUUAACUGUAACGCCAUCAACACUCUGCCUGACAUCGUCUUCACCAUCAACGGCGUGGACUACCCAGUGCCAGCCAGUGCCUACAUCCGGGAGGAUCACCAGGGCACCUGCUACAGCAACUUUGAUGAAGGCACAGGCGGCCUCUUGGUCUCGGACUCCUGGAUUCUGGGUGAUGUCUUCCUGAGGCUGUAUUUUACCGUCUUCGACCGCGCCAACAACACGAUUGGCUUGGCUCCGGCCGUGUAAAUGCAGGCGCUGCUUCAGGACGCAGCCACGCCCGCCCCGCACACGCGCGCGUGUGUGCACACACACACGCACUCACUCGGGGCAUUCCUGCCCCAGGGCCAGCCGGAGCUCCGUCUGGGGCUCUGCAAAGCCCGCUCUCAGAAGA
Messenger RNA from Mustela erminea (ermine), 1312 nucleotides. Its product is annotated as pepsin F-like. The transcript has 9 exons. Gene Ontology annotation, molecular function: aspartic-type endopeptidase activity. The record is from RefSeq and is a predicted model, not a curated record. Gene Ontology annotation, biological process: proteolysis. The coding region runs from base 1 to 1167 and encodes 388 amino acids. Lineage: Eukaryota; Metazoa; Chordata; Mammalia; Carnivora; Mustelidae.